AUGGUAGACCUCCCGUCCGACGUCAGCACCUCGGGUUCGACCCAUUCCGCCGCCGACAAACCUCACCCUCACCUCCAUGUCAGUGUCAGCGAUGUCGUUCCCGACGAGAAACCCGACGUCAUGUUCACGCCGCGGAAGGCGUCCAGAAUAGACAAGGACGAUGACGACGAGGAGGAAGAUUUAGACGCGCUCAUUGAAGAGUUGGAGUCACUCGAUCCCGAUGCUGAGAUUGAGGCCGAGAUCGAGACGGCGGCGGGCGCUCGAAAUGUGCCCGAGGAAAUGCUCCAGACCGACACGCGUGUCGGCUUGAUAGAGCCCGAAGUUGUGGCGAGACGAAAGAAGUACGGACUCAAUCAGAUGAAGGAAGAGAAAGAGAACCUGUUGUUGAAGUUCUUGGGAUACUUUGUUGGUCCCAUUCAAUUUGUCAUGGAGGCUGCUGCAAUCCUUGCCGCCGGGCUGGAAGACUGGGUCGACUUCGGCGUCAUUUGUGCGUUGCUCUUGCUGAAUGCCAGUGUCGGUUUCAUCCAGGAAUUUCAAGCUGGCUCGAUUGUGGAAGAGUUGAAGAAGACCUUGGCCUUGAAAGCUGUCGUCCUGCGAGAAGGACACCUUAUCGAGAUUGAAGCACCUAUGGUGGUUCCGGGCGACAUUCUCCAACUCGAAGAAGGCACAAUCAUCCCUGCUGACGGCCGGCUGGUCACCGAAGACGCAUUUCUCCAGGUCGACCAGUCCUCCAUCACGGGCGAGUCCCUCGCAGCGGACAAACAUGUGGGUGACACCUGCUACGCUUCGUCGGCUGUCAAGCGAGGCACCGCCUUCAUGAUCGUCACAGCAACAGGAGAUAACUCUUUUGUCGGACGGGCGGCUGCCUUGGUCAAUGCCGCGUCAGGCGGCGCGGGUCAUUUCACUGAAGUUCUCAACGGAAUUGGCACAGUUCUACUGGCGCUUGUGGUUUUCACCUUGCUCGUGGUCUGGAUAUCAUCUUUCUAUCGAUCUAAUGACAUUGUGACCAUCCUUAGGUUUACACUGGCGAUCACCAUUAUAGGAGUGCCUGUCGGUUUGCCCGCCGUGGUCACCACCACCAUGGCUGUCGGCGCCGCAUAUCUAGCCAAAAAGAAGGCCAUUGUCCAGAAAUUAUCUGCCAUCGAAUCGCUCGCCGGGGUCGAGAUCCUGUGCUCGGACAAGACCGGUACGCUGACCAAGAACAAACUUUCUCUCCACGAGCCAUACACGGUGCAUGGUGUCGAUCCCGAGGACAUGAUGCUCACCGCGUGUCUGGCCGCGUCCCGGAAGAAAAAGGGCAUGGAUGCCAUCGACAAGGCCUUCCUCAAAGCCUUACGGUACUAUCCUCGAGCCAAGCAAGCGCUGUCCAAGUACAAGGUCGUCCAGUUCCAUCCCUUCGACCCCGUUUCCAAGAAGGUCAGCACCGUUGUCGAGUCACCUCAGGGGGAGCGUAUAAUUUGCGUCAAGGGUUCGCCUUUAUUUGUCCUCCGCACAGUGGAAGAUGACCAUCCGAUCCCCGAGGAGAUUGACAUCGCAUACAAGAACAAGGUCGCAGAGUUUGCAGCUAGAGGCUUCCGCUCUCUGGGCGUUGCGAGGAAGCGAGGGGACAAUUCGUGGGAAAUUCUGGGAAUCAUGCCUUGUGCAGACCCGCCUCGACACGACACCGCCAAAACCAUCAACGAAGCCAAAUCUCUGGGGUUAUCCAUCAAGAUGUUGACUGGUGAUGCCGUCGGCAUUGCCCGAGAAAUGUCUCGACAGCUAGGACUUGGAACCAAUGUCUUCAACGCCGAGCGUCUUGGCCUUGCUGGCGGAGGGACGAUGCCGGGUUCAGAAGUUUACGACUUUGUGGAGGCUGCCGAUGGGUUCGCUGAGGUGUUUCCACAACACAAGUACAACGUGGUGGAGAUCCUGCAGCAACGAGGCUACCUCGUGGCCAUGACUGGCGACGGGGUCAAUGAUGCGCCCUCGCUGAAGAAGGCAGACACUGGCAUCGCGGUACAAGGCGCCACUGAUGCCGCACGGUCGGCGGCAGACAUAGUAUUCCUGGCGCCCGGGCUGUCCGCCAUUAUCGACGCCCUGAAGACGUCCCGUCAAAUCUUCCACCGCAUGUACGCAUACGUCGUCUAUCGCAUCGCCCUGUCACUGCACUUGGAGAUAUUCCUCGGCCUGUGGAUCGCCAUCCUGAACAAAUCCCUCAACCUUAAGUUGGUUGUUUUCAUUGCCAUAUUUGCCGACAUCGCCACACUGGCCAUUGCCUACGACAACGCCCCCUACUCGAAAACGCCGGUCAAAUGGAACCUGCCUAAACUAUGGGGCAUGUCCAUUUUGUUGGGGAUCGUCCUGGCGGCAGGCACGUGGAUUGCUCUAACGACGAUGAUUGUUGGAGGCCACGAUGGAGGCAUCGUCCAGAAUUUUGGACACACGGAUGCCGUCUUGUUCCUUCAGAUCUGCCUCUCGGAAAACUGGCUGAUUUUCAUCACCCGUGCUAAUGGCCCUUUCUGGUCCAGCAUUCCCUCCUGGCAGCUGGUAGGAGCGAUCUUACUCGUGGAUAUUCUCGCCACAUUCUUUUGUCUCUUCGGCUGGUUUGUUGGCGGCGAGCAGACCAGCAUCGUCGGGGUGGUACGGAUUUGGCUAUAUUCGUUCGGGGUUUUUUGCGUCAUGGCAGGCGUAUAUUACCUGUUGCAAGACAGUGUCACGUUUGAUGAUAUUGUUCAUGGGAGGAAGACCAGGAGCAGUAAGGUGCUCAAGAAGAGGGACAUGGAGGAUUUCCUUGUCUCGUUGAAUCGCGUGUCCACCCAGCACGAGAAGGUGGCGUAA
Molecule: messenger RNA, 2817 nt
Organism: Fonsecaea erecta
Lineage: Eukaryota; Fungi; Ascomycota; Eurotiomycetes; Chaetothyriales; Herpotrichiellaceae
Product: plasma membrane ATPase
Exons: 3
Coding region: 1-2817 (938 amino acids)
Biological process (GO): regulation of intracellular pH; proton export across plasma membrane
Cellular component (GO): plasma membrane
Molecular function (GO): ATP hydrolysis activity; ATP binding; P-type proton-exporting transporter activity
Source: RefSeq, a predicted model, not a curated record